AUGCAUCUCCUCCCCUAUCCAGCUCUGCUGCUCAGCCUCUGCGGCCUCUCUCUCGCCGUCCUCGGCCUGGAAAUCGGAAUUGAUGUCGAGACGGACUCCUCCCCACCGAUCUACACCAGCACCACCAUCACCACCCAGACAGAUCCAACCCCCCUCCGUCUCCUCCCCACCCUCCUCGCAUCCUCCCCCUCCAUCCGCACAAUCAACACAACACCCAGUGAGUCCAUCCGCACCACACUGGCCCUCUACCCCCUCGCCAUCGACGGGAAAGACUUCGCCUCCCUAUCCUCCAUCUUCGCCCCCGACGCCAUCGCAAACUACUCCGCGCCCCUGAACGUCCUCACCCCGCUACAAUCCAUCCAGGACACACUAAGCGCUAGUCUAGCAUGCGUCGCGACGCAGCAUAGCCUGGGCACGCAGAUUAUUGAUGUCCUCUCGCCGCUGGAGGCGCGCAGCGUGACGUACUUCACGGCGUCGCAUUUUGGGAGGAGCGCGAAGAUGGCGGGCCAGGUUGCUACGGCCCAUGGGCAGUAUCAGGAUUUGUGGCGCAGGCAGGAGGAUGGGAGUUGGAGGGUUGUUGUUAGGAAUUUGGUUUAUAUGAGCGAGGUUAUCGGGAACCAGGCGGUGUUCAGGUGCUGA
Molecule: messenger RNA, 639 nt
Organism: Aspergillus puulaauensis
Lineage: Eukaryota; Fungi; Ascomycota; Eurotiomycetes; Eurotiales; Aspergillaceae
Product: nuclear transport factor 2 family protein
Exons: 2
Coding region: 1-639 (212 amino acids)
Source: RefSeq, a predicted model, not a curated record